AUGGAGAAGAGUUUUAUAUGCAACAUUUGCCAGCUGUUUGUUGAAAUAAAUCUAGUUGCUUGUCUUUCCACCUUGCUCUGUGAUGCAACAACUGAGAACAAGAACAGAGAUAAAACAAAAAUGAACUCUCAAAAGGUGCAGAUAAAUCAGUGUGAUAUGAAAACAGAUCUGAACUUACUGCUUGAAUGCCUUAAAUAUCAGAUGGACUGCCCUCUGUCUCAGAAGGAGGCUUUGAUCACUAUCUAUUCCAUUUGCCAACAAAACAGUGAAGCGAGCGAGUACUUUCGAGAAAUUGGAGGUUUGAUGUUUAUAAAUGACCUUGCCAAGUCGAGUGCUCAUUGCAUCGUAAAGGAAGCAGCUUUAUUUACAUUGGGGAUUAUUAUAGAGAGUAAUGUGUAUUGUCAACAGACUUUGUGUACUUCUGCCUUGUUUGAAGACCUCAUUUUAUUUUUAAUUAAAAAGGAUUCUGGUGUGAACUUGAAAAGAAUGUCUGUGUAUGUCAUCUUAGUACUGGUGUCAAAUAAUAAGAAUGGGCAAACCUGUGUCAGAGACACAGGCUGCAUCAGCCUGCUGCUGCAGUUGUUCAGAACAACUCUCUCCAUGUCUGAGAAGAAUCUGUCAGAUGAAACCUCUGAUCCCUGCUAUCAGCUCUGGUGCUCAGUGUGCAGCACUCUCUGUGCCUGUGUCAACAACCCCCAGAAUGAAGAUAAUCAAAACAUUUGCUGUUCGGUUUUUCCCUAUGCCAAAGAGUGGCUGGAGAGUUGCACAGAGCCUGAGAUAGUUCGUCCCAUCUGUUCAUUUCUUGGUCUCACAGUUGCAAAUAACUCAUAUGUGCAGAAAUAUUUUGCUUCUAUUGGAGGAUUGGAUACAUUAGCCAAAGUUCUCCUUGAGCUUAUGCAUGAUUCUUGUUUGAGUCACUCCAGCAUGAAGCUUGCCGUGGUAGUAACAAAGACUCUGGAUGCCUGCAUUGCUACUAACUCUGCCAUGGGUGUUGUCUUGGCAAAGUAUCACACUGUGUCAGAGCUGCUGAAGCUGCUGUCUAAUGAGACACUGAGCACAGGAGAAAAAAUCAGUAUUAUUCUAACAAUUGGACACCUUACUGAAGUUUGUGAAGAGAACCAGUGUGAGCUGCUGCAGAACAAUGGUCUGCCACUUAUGAUUCAGGUAUUGACAGAAUCUCAGGACGAGGAACUCAUCAAAGCUGCUACUUUUGUGCUGCAGAACUGCAAACAAAUGACUGAACAGUUGUCUCUGAAAUUAUGUGAUAAGUCAUUAAAUGUGAACAAUGCAGAAGAAUUGGAUGUGCAAGUCAGAAAAAGAUGUCUGCAAGACUACUGGAAGAAAGCAAAAGAAAUUUUACACAGAAUAAACUCAAUUGAAAAACAGCACGAUGAGGAAAGAGUGCAAGGAGAAAUAUUUGUAGAUGAAUCUUCAGUAGCCAAUUCUGAAGCAUUAAAAUCCCAUGAAGUGAAACCUGUUGAUCCAAAGAAAUACACAGAAGGAACACAGAAAGUCGUCUUUUGUCCACAGUUGACCUCAAAGUUGAAUAAUCAGGUUCUUGCUCCAUCUGUAACUUCUGCUCCACCAAAAAAUGAAACAGUGAAUGCUAUGGAUGCAGCUUCUACCAGACAAACUGAACAGAGGAACAUUCCAUGUUCAGUCACUGAGCUGCAAACAGACAGUGUACCUCAAACUCACAAUGUAAAUGGGAAAACUGCUUGUGGAAAAAGUCGCUCUGGUCUUCAGGCAGGUGAACAGUUAUUUAAACAACCAGCAGAGACUGUUAGAAAUAUGAAACAGACGUGUACAUCAGGUCAACAUUCAUUCUGCUCAGAGAAAACUGAGAGAAUCAAAAGUACUUCAGCUAUAUCUUCAUCCCAUAAAAUGGCAGAUUUAAGGUGUUUAGGUUGUACAGCAGGGGGACUGUCCUUGAACAGCAGAACCUUCACCAAGAUGUUGCAGAGAUGCCUGCACAGGUGUGAGCACCACAGAGUUAUCCUGGAGGCUGAAGAAAGAUACCGAGGGGAGCUCCGCAGGGUGGCUGCUGGUAACAACAACAGAUCUGCCACUCACCAGAAAAUGCCGCUGGCCUCAGUGAAGAAAGACAGGCUGCAUAAAGAAAUACCAACUUUCAGGAGCAAGAAGGACAGUUUCCAAAGCAUUCUUUUGACUCCAAAUAGAAAAGACAAAUCUAAUACUUCAAAAAGAGAUGAAUAUAGUAGAAAUACUAGGUGGACUAGCAACUAUAACUUGACACCUGCUUAUGAAAACUCUUUACAAAAAUCCCAAGAUGCUAACCAGAGGAGACAGAGAGUCAAAGAGAUGUGCAGCCAGAAAUGUCAGCAUUUAAAAGAAAAUUGCAUACCUUCACUUGACAAAGAUGAGGGCAAUGAAAUGUGUUCCCUGGCCAUGAGCAUGAGACCUCUGAACAAGAGAAGAGUCCGAAAAGAUUUCACAACUGAAGAAAUCAACUGCCUUUUGAAAGGUGUCCAAAAAAUGGGCAACCACUGGAAUUUGAUUUUGUGGUCCUACCCUUUCCAGAAGGGACGGACGAGCGUUGACCUUUCCAAGAAGUACUACAGGUUACAGGUGCAGAUGAAAAAAGCCCACAAAGGACAUCAAUAA
This is a messenger RNA of Agelaius phoeniceus (red-winged blackbird), 2625 nucleotides long. It is a transcript of the gene TERB1, whose product is annotated as telomere repeat binding bouquet formation protein 1. Gene Ontology annotation, biological process: homologous chromosome pairing at meiosis; meiotic attachment of telomere to nuclear envelope. Lineage: Eukaryota; Metazoa; Chordata; Aves; Passeriformes; Icteridae. The record is from RefSeq and is a predicted model, not a curated record.